Messenger RNA from Haliotis rubra (blacklip abalone), 993 nucleotides. RefSeq lists its product as uncharacterized. The transcript has a single exon. The coding region runs from base 1 to 993 and encodes 330 amino acids. The record is from RefSeq and is a predicted model, not a curated record. NCBI's taxonomy places the organism in Eukaryota, Metazoa, Mollusca, Gastropoda, Lepetellida, Haliotidae.
AUGUCCAUCUAUCAGGACACCAGAUCGCCCCAUCAGAACACCAUGUCACUCCAUCAAGACACCAUUGUACUCCAUCAGGACACCAUGUCUCCCCAUCAGGACACCAUAUCUCCCCAUCAGGACACCAUGUCUCCCCAUCAGGACACCAUAUCUCCCCAUCAGGACACCAUGUCACUCCAUCAGGACACCAUGUCUCCCCAUCAGGACACCAUGUCACUCCAUCAGGACACCAUGUCACUCCAUCAGGACACCAUGUCACUCCAUCAGGACACCAUGUCUCCCCAUCAGGACACCAUGUCACCCCAUCAGGACACCAUGUCACCCCAUCAGGACACCAUGUCACUCCAUCAGGACACCAUGUCUCCCCAUCAGGACACCAUGUCACUCCAUCAGGACACCAUGUCACUCCAUCAGGACACCAUGUCACCCCAUCAGGACACCAUGUCACUCCAUCCACCAUGUCAUCAGGACACCAUGUCACUCCAUCAGGACACCAUGUCACUCAUCAGGACACCAUGUCACCCAUCAGGACACCAUGUCACUCCAUCAGGACACCAUGUCACUCCAUCGGCAGGACACCAUGUCACUCCAUCAGGACACCAUGUCACUCCAUCAGGACACCAUGUCACUCCAUCAGGACACCAUGUCACACCAUCAGGACACCAUGUCACUCCAUCAGGACCCAGCAGGACACCAUGUCACCCCAUCAGGACACCAUGUCACACCAUCAAGACACCAUGCCACCCCAUCAGGACACCAUGUCACACCAUAAAGACACCAUGUCGUUCCACCAGGACACCAUAUCACGUUAAAUCAGGGACGCGGUGGAUGAACGGAGGUGACCCGAGUAGUACUGACCCUGACAGUGGAGGAUCACAAGGACACAAUGCAGCUAAUUUCCACUCUAUUAAUAAUGAACUACAGAAUGCCAAUCUACACGAUGUACAGGCACUACAGAUGUCACAACAACAUGUGGCGCCAGGCAUUGACUAA